AUGACCUUAUCACACAUGUCUGUCCAUCAGGUUUUCUUGUUCAAGGAUGGCUCUUGUAACGGUUUACAACAUUAUGCUGCUCUUGGAAGGGACAAGGUAACAAACCCGCGGAUGUUUACUGAGGAAUCACUACUAGGCAGAGUUCUUGAAAUUAUGGAAAUAGAUGCAAAGAAAGAUCCAACAACUAAUUUGAAUGCAUUGCAUGCCAAAUUUUUGAUUGAUCAGGUUGUCCGAAAAUUGGUUAAACAAACAGUGAUGACAUCAAUGUAUGAUGUCACCUACAUUGGUGCUCGUGACCAGAAACCUAUUUCCUUGUCAAACUAG
Linum tenue is the source of this 324-nucleotide messenger RNA. NCBI's taxonomy places the organism in Eukaryota, Viridiplantae, Streptophyta, Magnoliopsida, Malpighiales, Linaceae. The record is from the annotation of a GenBank genome assembly.